Molecule: messenger RNA, 1626 nt
Organism: Rhodotorula graminis WP1
Lineage: Eukaryota; Fungi; Basidiomycota; Microbotryomycetes; Sporidiobolales; Sporidiobolaceae
Exons: 1
Coding region: 1-1590 (529 amino acids)
Source: RefSeq, a predicted model, not a curated record
AUGGACAACUUCUCGCGAGCAGACCGCAUCCGGGCAGUGUGCGCUCCCCUGUGCUGCUGCUUCCCGCGCCGCCUCGCCCUCUCGCCCUCGUCCGAGUCCCUCAACCCAGACUCGGCGCGCGAUUGGUACGCGCAAACGCGCCCGUCGGUCUCGCCCAGCGCCUCCUCCGGCUUGCCUCGCACUUGGCAGGAGUACGAGGCGCGCGACGCACGCCGCGAGGCCGACCUCUUGAGCCUGCACGAGGGCAUCGGCGGCGGCGACUUCUCGGCGGCCGCGUCAAGGCGGCGCACGGCGAGGGGCAGGGGUGGGGACAUCUCGGGCGGCGGAGCAGACGAGGGCUCGGGCCUGACGAGGUGGACGCUUUUUAAGAGCUGGUGGCGGGGCGGCGGCGGCGAGAUUCGGCUCGACGAUUCGGACGACGAGCGCGACGAGCCGGGCGCGCAGCACGGCGACGGCCAACGGCGAGAGGCGGCCGCUCGACUCGACCCUGACGACAUCGUCGACACGGCUGCGCUCGGCCUCGAGGACGUCGCUCUGCCGCCAGCCCCGCCCACCGGCGCCGCCCUCGCUCCUCCUUCCCCUGUUCCCGCCCUCGCACCUCCCGGCACCCUCGCCCCGUCUUCCGCGUCCGACAGCGCCAUCUCUGGCGGGGGCGACGACGACCGCCAGGCUCGCCGAGCGCGCCGCCAAGCGCGCCGCCGCGCACGCGAGCUCGGCAUCUCGGUCGACGAGUUCGAGGCGGGCGCCUCUGCCGAGCCGGCCGAGCUGCCGGCGUCGCCCUUCCUCGACGUCCACACGGGUGUUCGGCGAGGGAGCAAGAGCGACCGCUCGCUCGCGUCGUCGGCGUCGAGCGGUUCGCGCAGUCGCCGACACGAGACGGGCGACGCCGCCCUGUUCGCCAUCGGCGAGGAAGGAGACGGCGUCGACGAGGCAAUAUUCGGGCAGCAUGUGCGGCGGUCGCGCAGGGAGGGCACGAGUCGCACCUCGCACCGCAGCGCCGACAGCGGCAGCCAGGAGGGCAGCUCUCGGCGGCGGCGCCAUCGCGACGGGGCGACCUCGUCCACCUUCCACCCCUCGCUCGAGCGCGACGACGCACAUGCCCACCUCGUCCCCCUCCCGCUCUCGCCCCGAGCCGACUCGCACGGCCCCUCUUCGUCGCACGGCUCGUCGUCCCGCCCGUCUCGGCACCGCUCGAACCCGUCCACCUCGACCCUCUCGACCGAGGCGUCGUCGCGCGUCUCUCGGCGCACCAAACGUCGCGAGCACGCCGUCGCCACCGAGCCGGCGCAGGAGGAUGCGUACCUCUCGCCGCUGCACGAUCCCGUCGACGACGACGACGGCGCGCGCUACUACGAGGGCGAGGACGGGCAGCUGUACGCGUGCGGCUCGGAGCACGAGCAGGAGCAGGAGCACGGCGAUGUAUUGGAGGAGCAGGCGCAGGCGCCAGUGGAUUACGCGGCGGCGCUGUCGCCCGGGCUCGCGUCGUGGGACCACAUCGGCGUCCUGCCCGGCGUCAAGACGGCGUCGUUGGCGGCAGGUUCGGCGGCGCACGAUGACGAGGACGAGGAGGAGCGAGGAGAUGGGUGGUAGAGCGGCGGGCAAGCUAUCUCGAGCCUCUCGCACGUU